AUGCCGCCGCGUAAGGCGAAGAAGGCCACCAGCGCGAAAUCAAACACUGCCGCUGCGGAGGUGGCGCGUGUAGCGAAGAAGGAAGCAGAAUCUGCUGCGUUGGUGCAGUGGCUUGAACAGAACGAUCCCCUUUAUGACCGCUCGGGGGAUCCACCCAUCACUGUCAGCGAGUUGCUCUCGACGAAGCUAUCUCAUAAUACAUUUUCAGUAACGGGCAAGGGUGAAAUGCCAUACAACUGGGACAAGUUUCGGGGUCUCUUGGAGGCGAGAAAGUCUGACAGCCCACGCUGGUUCAUGCAAUUACGCGAGGAGGAUCUUUUGGCUGACGAUGGCUUCACCGGUGUGACUGUGGAUUGCGUUGUUAUUGCGGAAGCCAGUGUCCCUACCCUUGCCCCAGCACACUACAUUGUGAAGAUGCAUAUGCCCUUUAGUGACCUGGAGGACAAUGCCCCAGAACGCAUUUUGCCCAUUGAAGGACAAGGCAUGUGCUGGCGUCGUGUGGUGCGCGACAACGGAUGCAAUAUUAACGCCUACUUGCUACAAAAACGAGGGACACCAAGUGGUGAAGCCCCUGUUUUUGGUUUUGGAGCUGCAGUCACAGCCGCGCCCUCCACGGCAACGGCGAAUAGCACUUCCGUGACUAAUUCCUCAAGUGGAUUUGGUUUCGGUGCUACGCCCUCGUCAAGCAGCAAUGGACCAUCUAGCUUUGGUUUUGGGGCUGCUGCUGCAUCAGUACCGACGAACACUACAUCGACUGCGACACCUCCCAGCAGUUUCGGGUUUGGUUUUAGCGCUGCGGCACCAGCAAGUGUAAAUGCCAGCAACUUUGGUUUUGGAGCCUCAACAAAUGGAACCACAUCCUUGGCUGCCCCCGUCGCUCCAUUAGGUGGGUUUGGUUCACAGUCAUCGCCAACAGUGACCCCAUUAAAGACGAGCGAGGUGUUGUUUGCACUGUGGUCAAAGAAGCGUCUUUCUGAGAUGACCAAGUCCCUUAAGUCGGGCAGCCGCGUUCUGAGAGAGGAUUUUAAACCGAGUUCAAACGCCCCCACUAUAAAGCUCGUGAUGCAGAACGACCUCAAGGACGAUGUUUGCAAGACUGUGAAACAGCUCAUUUUAAACAAAAUAUUUGCCAAACGCUGUACGGAUAUUUUGGACGUUGACCAUUGGAUUGACAGCUGUCCCGUGUACGAUGCACACUUGACUGCUGCAUUGCAGAAGUUUCGUGCCCAUCACGUGCAGAAAGUCGCAGAAAGCUCCGAUGAGUUUGAGGUGUUAUACGACGAGUGUCAUAAAUCGAUGGAGGCGGAGUUGAAUCGCAUUGUGGAACUGCGCAAGGCGAUGGUGCAGCAGGAGUUGGGGCGCAUUGAGGAGAUCAUGACUCAGUUGAAGGAGGGAAAGUUGGCGGAGAAGCGGACAUUCCGGCUCCUGAAAUAUUACGCUGCGAAUGAUGUCAUGCGUUUUCGUCCCUUUGGAAAAGUAAGCGGCAUUUCAGAGAUGGGAGAGAGUGCGGACGUGUGCGAGCCGCCGGCGCCGGUCUUGGUGAACCCCUUUAUGGCGCUACGGUCCGCUGCCUCCGCGUGA
Trypanosoma rangeli is the source of this 1581-nucleotide messenger RNA. RefSeq lists its product as uncharacterized. The transcript has a single exon. The coding region runs from base 1 to 1581 and encodes 526 amino acids. Lineage: Eukaryota; Euglenozoa; Kinetoplastea; Trypanosomatida; Trypanosomatidae. The record is from RefSeq and is a predicted model, not a curated record.